Molecule: messenger RNA, 1064 nt
Organism: Lecanosticta acicola
Lineage: Eukaryota; Fungi; Ascomycota; Dothideomycetes; Mycosphaerellales; Mycosphaerellaceae
Source: the annotation of a GenBank genome assembly
AUGGACAAUAUAACGGAGGCCAUGCCGGACAUGGAUAAAUGGGCCGGUCCGACCACUCAAGUGUUCGCGUUUAUCGGCUUGCUGUGGCUCUCGACCAAAAUCUUCUCAUUCUGGAGAUUAAUAGCUUCUCUCUUUCUCUUGCCCGGCGCAAAGGUAAGACAACCGAGAGAACAGUUCGCAUUCUUGGCUUACGAUUACCUGGAAAGCUCUCCAAGUUUGGUCGCAAAGGGACAUGGGCAGUCGUGACCGGUGCAUCUGACGGGAUCGGCAAAGAAUACGCUGUCCAACUCGCCGCAAAAGCCUACAAUGUCGUUCUUGUGUCCCGCACGAAAUCGAAGCUGGAUGCACUCGCCACGGAAAUACAAGAGAAGUACAAGGUGCAAACAAAAGUCCACGCAAUGGACUUUGCGGCCAACAAAGAUUCGGAUUACAAGGCGUUUGGCAAGCUCAUUGAUGGCUUGGACGUGAGCAUUUUGAUCAACAAUGUGGGACAGAGCCAUGACAUUCCGGUGCCAUUUGUGGAGACCAAGGAGCAAGAGCUGAGAGACAUUGUAACAAUCAACUGUAUGGGAACGUUGAGGGUGACACAAUUGAUAGCUCCUGGCAUGGUGCAGAGGAAACAUGGAUUGAUAAUUACGAUGGCGUCUUUUGGAGGAAUCAUGCCCACUCCGCUUCUGGCCACCUACUCGGGUAGCAAGGCCUUCUUGCAGCAGUGGUCCACAGCCUUGAGUGCGGAGCUGGAACCCCACAACGUGAAGGUCCAACUUGUGCAAAGCUAUCUGGUCACUUCCGCCAUGAGCAAGAUCAGAAGAUCUUCGGCUCUGAUUCCAAACCCGAGGCAGUUCGUCAAGGCCGCUUUGUCCAAAAUCGGAAGGAGCGGCGGUGCGCAAGGAAUUGCAGGCACUAGCACACCUUACUGGAGCCAUGCGAUCAUGCACUGGGCUAUUGCGACCUUCGCGGGCACUAUGAAUGGUCUGGUUCUGGGAAUCAACAAAAGCAUGCACGAAAAUAUCCGGAAGAGAGCACUGAGAAAAGCAGAGAGGGAUGGGAAGAAGAGCUCUUAG